CACCCGCCCCACACAUUUACUAUCACUAUAAUACCAAUACGCUCUAAUAGUGUGACUGAUGUGCGGGCGGCAGAGGAGUGAUGAUAGACGCUGCUCGGUGGGAUGCAUGCCACCCUAAUACUGAAAGGUUUAAUCAAUCACGUGAUUUACAGGGGCUGGACUGUGUUGUCAGCAGGGCUGCAAGGGCACGUGUCGCUAAUGCCCUCGCGUACCGACGUCGGAGGUAUAUAUCGUGAUGUCAUAGGGAUCCCGGAUAGAAGUGACAGAGAGCUCAUCUCCCUACAUGUCACCCGCACGGGGUGUUUCAGUGGUGGCGAAAAGCCUCCUCGGCUUGGCCCUAGGGGCGGGUGUGUGUUACUGCGCUUAUAGGGUGAUCAUGUCUGGAAGACACAGGAAGAAGGAGACGGCGCGUGUGCCGGACAGCAGCCUCCUGGAGAGAGUGUCCGGUAUAUCGGUCCUAGCAAGUGUACAGGGAAAUAAUAAAGAGAACAUCAUUGCAGAACCUGCAAGUAAUCUGGAAUCACAUCACCUAAAAUCACUACUUAAAAUUCUUUUAACAAACUCUGAGUCUUCCGUUCAAGAGUUGGCUUUGGUUACUCUCUGCAACAGUGCAGCAUUUUCUGCAAAUCAUGAUAUCAUUCGAAAUUUGGAUGGUGUUAGAAUUAUCCGUGGAUUCCUUUCAGACCCCAAUCCAAAAAUAAAAGUGAACGCUUUGAAUGCACUCAACAACCUGAGUAUGAACCUGAAAAACCAGGAACAAAUAAAGGAGUUCAUCACUGAAAUAUGUAAGGAUAUCACAACAUCUCCACUGAAUUCUGACGUCCUGCUGGCUGGUUUAGGACUUGUUAUUAAUAUGUCGGUCACCAAUAACUACCAUGUCAAGAUGGUAGACUAUAUCCCCAGCUUUCUCCGUAUACUGGUGGAAGGAAAUGAAAUUACACAGAAAUACACAUUAAAGGUUCUUGUGAACAUGUCUGCGAACCCGUUAAUGACCACUCCUCUACUCGCUAGUAAGGCACAACCAUCAAUGACCUCUCUCUUCGGCAGCUGCAUGAAUAGUGAUAUUCUCAUCAGAGCGCUGACAUUCACAGCAAAUCUAUUUGAGAAUGUAGGAAGAGAACAACACUGUCACUACAAUAAUGACUCAUUGUAUGCUCUUCUGUUUGGAGAUCCAUCUCUUUUCCAGAGAAAUCUGGAACCAUUAUUACUUCAUCCUGACAUAGAAGUAAAACAACAAGUCUCUAGACUUUACUUUAACCUUCCAAGACUGAAACAGUUAUAACCAACUUCAUAUUGUGUGUGAAUGCAUUCUUGUUCUGAAUAGAUUUUUCUCUAACGUCCUAGUGGAUGCUGGGGACUCCGUAAGGAC
Messenger RNA from Pseudophryne corroboree (corroboree frog), 1369 nucleotides. It is a transcript of the gene ARMC10, whose product is annotated as armadillo repeat containing 10. Lineage: Eukaryota; Metazoa; Chordata; Amphibia; Anura; Myobatrachidae. Gene Ontology annotation, cellular component: mitochondrion. The transcript is spliced from 6 exons. The coding region runs from base 284 to 1282 and encodes 332 amino acids. The record is from RefSeq and is a predicted model, not a curated record.